Molecule: messenger RNA, 1883 nt
Organism: Xenopus laevis (African clawed frog)
Lineage: Eukaryota; Metazoa; Chordata; Amphibia; Anura; Pipidae
Product: RAC-alpha serine/threonine-protein kinase-like
Exons: 12
Coding region: 1-1824 (607 amino acids)
Source: RefSeq, a predicted model, not a curated record
AUGGCGGCCCAGUUCAAGUCUAAAAAAGCCUUUAAUGCCAAACGUCAGCAAGUACAAGUUGUGGAGAAAAUGUUUCGAAGACUUCGCAAAGCUUUGAGCAAGUUUUUCAGACCCCGCAGAAGGGAAAAUAAAAGCAGGAAGAACGAUCCACCUGUUCAACUUCCUGAAAUUCCUGAGAUUUUACUGACGGAAGAACCUGUGAAACUUCCAGAAUAUCCAGUGCAUGCAGCUACUCCUGCAGUAGAAGUUGAAAACAUUGUGUCGUCACAGGAGCACAAGGAUGUAAAGAGGAAUUCAUUAGAGAGUGUUGCACUCAAAUCUACUAGUGAUUCCAUCAGCAGCUGUGAAGCUGCUCUUAUCAACCCUCAUGGAACCCACCAUGAGAAAUCUGAGAAUAAGGAAACUUGCAGUGAUCAAGAAUAUAGUCAUAUAGAUAUCGUUAGCACUAAGGGAUUAGUGAAUGAAGAAGGAGACAGAAAGAAAGAAGAGAAUGUUGAAUUAGAAAAUGAAACACCAGAGAGUGAGGAAUUAGUGAGUGAAGGAGAAGUGGUAAAGGAACAACAGGGUGUAGAAAAGGAAACACCAGAGAGUGAGGAAUUAGUGAGUGAAGGAGAAGAGAUAAAGGAACAACAGGGUGUAGAAAAGGAAACACCAGAGAGUGAGGAAUUAUGGAGUGAAGGAGAAGUGGUAAAGGAACAACAAGGUGUAGAAAAGGAAACACCAGAGAGUGAGGAAUUAUUGAGUGAAGGAGAAGUGGUAAAGGAACAACAGGGUGUAGAAAAGGAAACACCAGAGAGUGAGGAAUUAGUUAGUGAAGGAGAAGAGUUAAAGGAACAACAGGGUGUAGAAAAGGAAACACCAGAGAGUGAGGAAUUAGUUAGUGAAGGAGAAGUGGUAAAGGAACAACAGGGUGUAGAAAAGGAAACACCAGAGAGUGAGGAAUUAGUUAGUGAAGGAGAAGAGUUAAAGGAACAACAGGGUGUAGAAAAGGAAACACCAGAGAGUGAGGAAUUAGUGAGUGAAGGAAAAGAUCGAAAGGAAGAAAAGGGAGAAGAAAAUAAAACACACGAGAGUGAGGAAUUAAUCAAUGAUGAAGGAGGUAGAAAGGACGAAGAGAGAGUUAAAAUAGAAAUUGAAACACCCAAGAGUGAGGAAUUAGUGUUCCAGCAACAGGAGAAGACUAAAGUGUCCAGAACAUCCAUCGAGGACUAUGACUUGCAGAAGUUACUUGGUGAAGGCGGCUUUGGAAAAGUAUACCUUGCCCAGCACAAAUCUUCUAAGGAAAAGGUUGCCAUCAAAGCAUUAAAGAAGGAAGGCUUACAAAGAUCCAAGCAUGUUAUGAGGCUAAAACUAGAGAAGACCAUCCUUGAAGAGGCUAAAAGAGAGAAGAACCCUUUCCUUGUUGGCCUAUAUGCCUCAUUUCAGACCAAACACCACUAUUGCUUGGCAAUGGACUACUGUGCCGGUGGUGAAUUAACCACCUAUAUGAAACCCGCAGCCUUUCCAAAGGAGACAGCUGUAUUUUACGCCGGUUGUGUUGUUUUAGGCUUACAGUUUCUGCACGAAAGACACAUUAUUCACCGAGAUAUAAAGCCAGAUAAUAUCUUGCUGGACCGUGAUGGCUACGCCAGGCUCGCUGAUUUUGGCAUCUCCAAGAAAACUAUGGGAUUCGACGGCAGAACCUGCAGUAAUAUAGGAACCUGUUACUAUAUGGCCCCUGAAAUCCUCUAUUACCAUAGCUACAAUAAAUCCGUGGACUGGUGGGCACUUGGGGUGAUGAUUUAUCAAAUGCUCCUCCACAAGGUAAGUGUCUGUUUCCAGUAGAAUUGUUACUAGUUUUGCAUGGAAAGUAGCGCUGCUAAUGUGCAUCUUGUGUGAUUAGU